This is a messenger RNA of Sarcophilus harrisii (Tasmanian devil), 7485 nucleotides long. It is a transcript of the gene TLL1, whose product is annotated as tolloid like 1. Gene Ontology annotation, biological process: proteolysis. The transcript has 22 exons. Lineage: Eukaryota; Metazoa; Chordata; Mammalia; Dasyuromorphia; Dasyuridae. Gene Ontology annotation, molecular function: zinc ion binding; metalloendopeptidase activity; calcium ion binding. The coding region runs from base 896 to 3937 and encodes 1013 amino acids. The record is from RefSeq and is a predicted model, not a curated record.
GCCUGUUUAUUUGGGGGGAGGGGAGCGUGCGAUUUGUAGCUAAGUUAUUACGCUUCUCUUUCCCCCGCCCCUCAGGUCUUUGGCACUCUAGACUGUUACAUACCUAAUCUUUGCACUGGUGAGCACAGACUUCAGUCAUCUUUAAUCUCGACUAAAAUAUAAAUGGAGAUAAAUGUCACUGUGGGAGUGUGUGGAUCUGUGUGUUUGCCCAAGUCUAUCAAAGGAGCCAGAUCGGAGGCUGGAGCCCGGAUCCUGACCCUGAUUGUAUGAAUAAUUUAGAUGUGCUGAUGUGCAGACCGGAUUCAUCUUCCAGGAGCAGAAGUAGCAGCAGGAGCAAGAGGGGGCGGCUGCAGCAGCUCCUGGUAGAAGGGAUCAGCCCCGGAGCCUUGGCAGGAGGAUCUACGAGUAGGAGUCGGAGCAGCACCGAGCCCCCGGGGGCAUCGCCUUCCUCUAGGAGAGGCGGGAGGAGGAGGAGAAGCGGCCGCGCGAAGUUUGGCUGAGGGUUAACCCGGCUGGGAGACGUUCUGACAGGCUGCAAUCGCGGGGCGCUGCGAGGACCUGAGUUGGACUAGGACCGCCUCCUCUCCUCCUCUCCCAGCCAGUUCUUCCCGUACCUCCCCAUCCCUCCCUACCUGCCUGGCCACCCACACACGAGCUCCUUCCCAACUUCUUUUCAAAAGCGGGGUGGGGGGCGCACACAGAUAUCCCUUCUCCGUCCCCUAAUGUUUUCACUGUCUCCGUAUGUCUCCGGACACCUAGCAGUCACAGUCACGCCGAGGAGCCUCUAGGUGGAGAGGAGAAAUUGUCCUCCCCGCCCCUUUCAAUCAACGUGGAGAGUAGGCGGCUGAUCGCCUGAGUCCCUCUCCUCUUCCCCCCCCCCCUCCCCGUGAGGAGGAUGGGGAUGGAAAUGCUAUCCCAGAAGAUGGUCUUGUGGCUGAUGGCCUCGGGAUUGAUCUUCAGUGGGGAGAUGUGGAUCUCUUCUGGCUUCGAUUAUGAUUACACUUACGCUUUUCACGAAGAGGAUAAAACCGAGACGCUAGAUUAUAAGGAUCCUUGUAAAGCUGCUGUCUUUUGGGGAGAUAUUGCUUUAGACGAUGAAGACUUAAGAAACUUUCCAAUUGAUAGGACAAUUGACCUCACUCAGAACUCAUUUGAAAAGCUUGGACAUAUCACAGGUGGCCUGGGAAACCAUGGUGUGUCAAAGAAAAGAGGGGUUCUCUAUCAACUCAUAGACAGGAUAAGAAGAUUUGGCUCUGGCUUAGAACAAAACAACACAGCCAAGGCAAGAGCAUCUGUGAAAUUCUCAGGACAAAAUGAAAAAAAUAGGGUUCCCAGGGCUGCUACAUCAAGAACUGAAAGAAUAUGGCCUGGGGGUGUCAUUCCAUACCUGAUAGGAGGCAAUUUCACUGGCAGCCAGCGAGCCAUGUUCAAGCAGGCAAUGAGGCACUGGGAGAAGCACACAUGUGUAACUUUCAUUGAAAGAAGUGAUGAAGAAAGUUAUAUCGUAUUUACAUAUAGACCUUGUGGAUGCUGUUCUUAUGUGGGUCGGAGAGGCAAUGGACCUCAGGCUAUCUCUAUUGGCAAGAAUUGUGAUAAAUUUGGAAUUGUUGUCCAUGAAUUGGGCCAUGUGAUAGGUUUCUGGCAUGAACAUACACGACCAGAUCGAGAUAAGCAUGUAACCAUCAUCAGAGAGAACAUCCAGCCAGGUCAAGAGUACAACUUCCUGAAGAUGGAGCCUGGAGAAGUGAACUCCCUUGGUGAAUCAUAUGAUUUUGACAGUAUUAUGCACUAUGCCAGGAACACCUUCUCAAGGGGGAUGUUUCUAGAUACUAUUCUUCCUUCUCGUGAUGACAAUGGUAUACGUCCUGCAAUUGGUCAACGUACACGUUUGAGCAAAGGAGAUAUUGCACAGGCAAGAAAGCUGUAUAGAUGUCCAGCAUGUGGAGAAACACUUCAGGAGUCUACUGGCAACUUUUCUUCUCCGGGAUUUCCAAAUGGCUAUCCUUCCUAUACUCACUGUAUAUGGAGAAUUUCUGUGACUCCAGGGGAAAAGAUUGUCUUAAACUUUACUACAAUGGAUCUAUACAAGAGUAGUUUGUGCUGGUAUGAUUACAUUGAAGUCAGAGAUGGAUAUUGGAGAAAAUCACCUCUGCUAGGCAGGUUCUGUGGUGACAAAUUGCCUGAAGUCCUAACAUCUACUGACAGCAGGAUGUGGAUUGAGUUUCGAAGCAGCAGUAAUUGGGUAGGAAAAGGUUUUGCAGCUGUUUAUGAAGCAAUCUGUGGUGGUGAGAUCCAUAAAAAUGAAGGCCAGAUCCAGUCUCCUAAUUAUCCUGAUGACUACAGACCCAUGAAAGAAUGUGUGUGGAAAAUAAUAGCUUCAGAGAACUACAACGUUGGGUUAACCUUUCAGGCAUUUGAGAUUGAAAGACAUGACAGCUGUGCUUAUGAUUACCUGGAAAUUCGAGAUGGCUCCAGUGAAAAUAGUCCUUUGAUUGGCCAUUUUUGUGGUUAUGAUAAACCAGAAGAUAUUAGGUCGACUUCUAAUACAUUGUGGAUGAAGUUUGUUUCAGACGGAACUGUUAACAAAGCUGGAUUUGCUGCUAACUUUUUUAAAGAGGAAGAUGAAUGUGCAAAACCUGACAAUGGAGGGUGUGAACAGCGAUGUGUUAAUACUUUGGGAAGUUAUCAGUGUGCUUGUGAACCUGGCUAUGAGCUUGGACCUGAUAAAAGGAGUUGCGAAGCUGCUUGUGGAGGACUUCUGACAAAGCUCAAUGGCACCAUAACUACCCCAGGCUGGCCCAAAGAAUACCCACCCAAUAAAAACUGCAUUUGGCAGGUGGUGGCUCCAACACAGUACCGAAUUUCUAUGAAAUUUGAAUUUUUUGAACUAGAGGGCAAUGAAGUUUGUAAAUACGAUUUUGUGGAGAUCCGAAGUGGAUUGUCCUCAGACUCAAAACUGCAUGGCAAAUUUUGUGGGACAGAAGUACCAGAGGUGAUCACUUCCCAAUUCAACAAUAUGAGGAUUGAAUUCAAAUCUGACAACACCGUUUCUAAGAAGGGCUUCAAAGCUCAUUUUUUCUCAGACAAAGAUGAAUGCUCUAAGGAUAAUGGUGGAUGUCAACACGAAUGCAUCAACACUGUGGGAAGCUAUGUGUGUCAGUGCCGAAAUGGAUUUGUGCUUCAUGAGAACAAACAUGACUGUAAGGAAGCGGAGUGUGAGCAGAGGAUUCACAGUCCAAGUGGGGUCAUUACCAGUCCCAACUGGCCUGACAAGUAUCCAAGUAGGAAAGAAUGCACAUGGGAAAUCAGUGCUACUCCUGGACACCGAGUUAAACUAGCUUUCAGUGAGUUUGAGAUUGAACAGCAUCAGGAAUGUGCUUAUGAUCACUUAGAAGUGUUUGAUGGAGAAACAGAAAAAUCACCAAUUCUGGGUCGUCUGUGUGGCAAUAAGAUGCCAGAUCCCCUGAUUGCAACUGGAAAUAAGAUGUUCCUGCGCUUUGUUUCUGAUGCAUCAGUUCAAAGAAAAGGCUUCCAAGCCCGGCAUUCUACAGAAUGUGGUGGUCGACUGAAAGCUGAAUCCAAUCCAAGAGAUCUUUACUCUCAUGCUCAGUUUGGUGAUAAUAAUUAUCCUGUCCAAGUCCGUUGUGAAUGGCUACUGAUAUCGGAACGAGGAUCUUCAGUUGAAUUGAGUUUUCAGACUUUUGAGGUUGAAGAAGAAGCAGACUGUGGCUAUGACUAUGUUCAGCUUUUUGAUGGUCAUGAUUCAACAGCUCGGAAUCUUGGUCGAUUCUGUGGCUCAGGUCCACCUGAAGAAAUCUAUUCAUCAGGGGAUGCUAUUUUAAUUUAUUUCCACACUGACGAUACAAUCAACAAGAAGGGAUUCCAUAUACGAUACAAAAGCAGAAAAUAUUCAGCUACCACUCAUACCAAAAAAUAAUUCCAAAACCUCCAUGUCCAAAAGAAAAGAAGCGAGCUUGAUGGGGAGAAGUAUUCUUUUUUUUUUCCUUCUAAAGUUAUUAGCACAAAAAUUUUCUAUAAUGAGCUUGAAUCAACCAACUCCAAAAUCAGAAUUGUUUCUGUUCCCAACUUGAAGUAUUCAGGUAGCCCAGCAGAAUAGACAUGACGGUGAUUGAUGGGCUCCAUGAUUGACAAUUUCUGCAAAGUUGUUGGAAGGGCAUUGGUGUUUCCAGGAAGACUAGAAGAGCUUUCUCUUGACAUUUCUCAUGAAUGCUUGGCAACUGAAUUAUUUGCAUUCAGGAAAAGUGACCCUGCAGACUUCUUCUAAGAAUUGUUUGGUAUCAAGGAGAGGAGAAAGCGAGCAAACAAACAAAAUAAAUCACUGCAGCUCACAAACAACCCCAAAACACUGUUCUUGUAUCUUAUUCUAAUUAUUUUGGCUUUGUAUUGAGAAUACGUGCAAACCUGAAAACCAGAAACAUGAUAUAGUUUGACACAGCAAGAUCUAGUAAGGGUGGUCUGUGAGUGGCAAAAUUUAAAAAUUCAUUUCUUCAGUGUUUUGGAACUGGAAUGUGUCAGCUUCAUUUUUUUUUUCAUUUUUAUUCCAACUUAUGAUAUUUGAAAUAUAACCAAUCUUUACACCAUUUUCACAUUUCCCAAAACUUUUAUGGUAUAAUCAUUAUUGCUAAUACUCUACAAGCAUGAUUACUGUCAGUUCCCCAAAGUGCUCAGUUUAUAGGUAAAGUCAUUGCUUUAUGAAGGUAUUUUCUUCUCAUCCACCUUAAAUCCAAGAAGCCAUGUGAUGUCUUCGGAACCCAACAGGAAAUAAUUAAGCCUUGGGAGCAGGAUUCUUCAUGCUGGCUUCUCUCAUAUAGCAGCUAGUAAAGAUGUCCUCACCACUGCUUGCCUCUUCCUUUGGAACAUUUUGUGGAAAAUUGCUGUUGACAUUGUUGUAUUUGGUUUAGCUAAACAGAAAUGACACUGAGUGGUAACCAAAUGGUAGCUUCUGGACCAAUUAUAAGAUUUUCCCCCCACCCUGGGAGUGAGUAAAGAAAUUUUUUGGCGGCAAAAAUGAUCUGUUGCUGAGAGAAUUUCUAUGGUGCUAUCCCAUGAACAUUUUUUCUUUUUUGUUUCAAAUUAUAGACCUUUGAGCCAACAACCUGCAGUUCAUGAAUGUCUCCCAAUGUCUGGCUGGCUUCAUUCAGAGACUAAAGACUUGUUAAAUGUAUCAGUAGGUUCUUAUGUUGGCAGCACUGGUCCUGUGGAACAAGGACUUCUAAUGGCCUUAGAAAUCUUGCACAUGAUCAAAUAGAUCUUUCUGUAGAUACAUCUUUGAUUUGAUAAAUAAUUUUGACAAGUUGAACAUUUUAAUGUUAACACUAUGAUUUCCAAGCAAAACCAUUUCCAUGGCUAGAGCAUCUGAUGUAAAUAUGAAGGCCUGCUUUUGAUAUAGAAAUGUUAUUUUAGAUGGAAUUCUGUGCUUUGGGCCAUAUGUGAUCUUAUUGUAUAUGCUUAUGUGUGGAUGUAUGUAUGAGAGAAUGCUGCAAGGGGAUGAGAGGUGUGUGUUUGGAUAGCUCUACCUUCCAUGUCAAGUUAUACUGGAAACCCGUUUAGAGGUAGCACCUUUUCAUUGGCGGUUUCAUGGAUAAACAAUGGGGACUUUUACUCCCUACAGACUCAGUUACAAGGAAGUGUGCUGUUUUACUUAGAAGAAAUGUUAUUUUGAUACUCUGUGAUGUAGGCUGCUACCCAAAGUAGCUUAGUUUCUGUUAUUUGUCCAGGAACAUUCACUGGCACUAAUAAAUUGGGUGUUUUUUUCUUUCUUUCUUUUUUUUUUAUUCUUUUAAUUGUUUUCAAAAUUAAAAUGUUUGUAGCACUUAUAACAUGUCAUUUUUUUGGGGGGGAAACAACCAUUGCUUUACAGAUUUGUUUAUAUAAAUUAGUCAGAAAGUAUAAGCCCAGUUUUAAAAAAAUGGUCUUUUCAGGUAUUGGUCAACAAGAAUUUAUUAACUAUCUACUCUGUGUUAGUGAUUGAGUUACAUGCUUAAGAUACUGUUCUCCCACCCUCCACAAAAGACAGAAGAAAAUAAACAAGCCCUCCUCUCAAGGAGAGUGCAUUCUAAGGAGAGGGGUGGGUGUGAUAAUAUGUAAGUUAAUAACAACAAAAAAAGGUUUACAAAAAAACAAGAAGAUUAACAGCUGUGGAAAUAGGUUAACCUUUCUCUUUAUGUUGUUAAAUAUAAUUUCUUCUUCCAUUUCUUGUGAAUUAGACCAAAUAUAUAAAUAGGUAACCAGAUAUUAUAAACAUUUGUAUAUGUAUAGCUUUGUGUAAGAUUUCUAUUUGUAUUAGCAAAUUGAGAUGAACUUAGGAAGAUAAAUCUCGUAUUUCAACAGUUUUUGACAUGGCUUCAAAAGUAAAAUCUAUAAAUCUAGAUCUAUACAUUUCAUUAUCCCAAAUGACACUAGAAAGGAAAUGGCUGCCCAAUAAUUUGGUUUUAGUGGCCACUGGAUUUUAUGCUUCUUUUAAUUUAGCAUUAGAAAAUCAGUAGUAUAUAGUGGAUGGAGACCUAACUGUAGAGUACUUGGUUGAACUUGGUUCACUUUCUGUCUUGACAUCUAGUAAUUCUGUGACCAUGAGUAAGUUAAUUACCUAAGCUAUUGGAGAACCAAGCUACUCAAAUGUCAAUCAAUCAAGCAACUUUUAUUAAACACUUACUAUAUAUCAGGCACUGUGCAAGUUACUAAGAAUACAGAUAGCAAAAAUUAAAAAGUCUCUAUACACUAUGAGAGUAUAUUAAAACUAUGAAGUUGUGAAUUUUCAUUGUUAAAGUAUUUCCAUAUGAAGAGUUUCUAACACUAAUGAAAUCACAGGUUUGGACAAUUAAUAUCAGUGAUGAGCAUCUGGCAUCAUUGGGUAAAUGUGGUAUUCUGAUUAAUCGUGCCUUUUAAUAAAUAAUUGCCAAAUUAACCAUGGAUUUAGAAUAUAAUUUCUCAUCUAUAGUAGAUAGAUAAUGUGGUAGUAUAUUGAUAAGGGCUCUGUAUGGAUAGACCCAGGGCUUGAAUCCUUAUUCGUCAUUUAUUUCUUGUGAAUCUCUGGAUAAAUAACUUCUCUGGCUUCAGUUUCUCAUUUGUAAGAUGAAGGAUUUGGACAAGUUGACUUGUGAGGUCAUUUCUAGCUCUCACUUUAUGGUUUUCUAAUAUCAAAAUCCAUUACUACUCUACAUACUAGAAAUUAUGAAAGUCUAUAAAAUUGUGAUAAAGCAAAUAUAACACUAAAAUUGUAUUGAAAGCAAUUUAAUUCUCUGAGAAUUUAGAAGGAAUCUUAGGAUCUUGCCAUGUCUCCAUAUGAUGCUUAAUUCAUAUUUUACUAUAGAUGUUCUGAAGUGCCUAUUAAUAAUUUUAAUUUAUAGAGUGUGCCAUGUAACUGAGGUUGCUACUUAGAAAUUGAUUUAUCAUUUAUUGAGUCUAUUUGCCUUUAAUAUGCUAACAAGUAAAAAUACAAAAACCUUUAUAUUAUUGCUAUGUAAA